Molecule: messenger RNA, 2289 nt
Organism: Purpureocillium lilacinum
Lineage: Eukaryota; Fungi; Ascomycota; Sordariomycetes; Hypocreales; Ophiocordycipitaceae
Product: transcriptional regulator of ribosomal biogenesis proteins
Cellular component (GO): nucleus
Source: RefSeq, a predicted model, not a curated record
AUGCUUAAAUGGUUUCAGCGCGGCGUCGACGACGCUCGCGAUAGCAAAGACACGAGCAGCGAGCGUCAGCACAAGCGCCAACGCAAAGGGCGCCAGGGCGCCGGCAGCGACCCCGAUUCCAGCAGCCCGGUCACCUCCUGGGGCGGCGGAGGGUUGGCUUGCACCUCAACCUCGACGGCCGACAGUGCCGCCACCAGCCCCAGCGGCAGCACCAAUAAUAACAGGCUGGCCCGGCUGGGCCCCAGUGCUGGCGCCACCGCCCCGAGGGACCAGUCCCAGUCCGGCAACAGCGCCAGCGACUUCGCUGCCUGGGGCGGACAGUCCACCAAGUCCAUGUCCGCCACCAGCCCCUCCGCCAGCGCCAGCGCCGGCGCCAGUGCCAGAGCCAGCGCCUGUGCUGCUGCUGCCACUAGCACCACCACUGCCGCCGCCGCUUACUCGUACUCUGCAUCUACUCCCGCUUCUGCCCACGCAGACUCUCCCGCAUCUCUCAUCACCUCAACUGCGUCGCUGACCCAGUCGCCGUCGCCCCAACCCGCCACGCCCCCCGAUCUCUUCUUCCCCCGAGCCUCCAAGAGCGCAAGCACGACAGCAACCGUCACCGCGACAGCAACCCACUCAUCGCGGCCCGCCUCCAUCGUCAUACCGCCGUGCGACGAGCCCUCGUCGUCAUACAUCACCACCUCCCAGGCCUCUGCCUUUGCCGAACUUGACCUCGCCGACUGCGAUCCCGACGUCAAUAUGACCACCGGCGCCCUCGACGCCAGCGGCAUGGGCCGCAGCCGGCAAGACUCCUUCGUGAGCGCCGGGCCCAAGCCCAUUUCCAUGAACAACCAGAAUCGCGACAACGUUAAUCGAAAUCGAAGAGAGUCGCUGGCCGGCAGCCUGAUGGGUGGAGGCAUGAGCUGGGGCGGCAUGUCCUUUGGCAGCUUCGUUAGAGACGACAUCAUGAUGCAAGGCACCUCGCCUUCGCCAUUCGGCAACCCCCAGUCAUCGUCUUACCACUCGUCCUCGUAUCUGCCCAGGCUCGAGGCCAACUUUAUGCGGGACUUCAUAUGCUGCGGCAAGAUCCUGCCUAAUCUGCAUGACCUCUUGCAACAUUACGAAGAGGCGCACACUCAGGCGAGCCCCAACAGCUCCCGAAAUAAUACCUUCAGUCAGUUCGGCCAGGUCGGCAUGCAGCCCGGCUCGGCCAUGGGUAGUUCCCGGACAACCCCGACGCCUGGCCAGAUCAACGCAGGGCCCGCCGGACAUGCGCCCGCUGCCGGAUCGGGCUUCCAGCUGCCCGGAGCGUCCAGCACGAUGGGCAACGGCGGUCAGAUGAAUCCCGCGUUGGCCACCAACAUGAACGACGACAUGGACGCCGUGGCCGACAUGGAGAUGGACGAUGCCAUCGGCACCAUGGAGCUCGAUGACGGCAGCCGGAUGCACCACGCCCGCAUGUUUGGCCAACAACAGCGGCCCCAGCUCGACAUGAAUACCUCGGGCCUUACCCAGGGUCUUCGUACAUCUCAGCCCCCCACGCCGGCCGCCGUCAGCUUCGGUCUUCAGAACAAUCCUACGGUCUCUUCCGUCAACACGCCAACGCUGGCGACCCAACAGCAGCUGCCCCAACAAGGCCAGCAGCCCACCGGAAUGGACGGCAUGGAUGAUGACCUACCGGGCAUGCCGAUGGGCGGUAACAGCGGCGGAGACAUUGGUGACGGCACGUUCUCCAACGGUAACAACGACUCCAACUUCUGCAUAAACGACCCCGGAAAGCAUCUCUUCAGCCCCAACGGCGCUUUCCCGCCUGGAAAUCGGACGAUUCAACAGCAGCUCGCAGCCCUCGGCUUGCAGCAGGGUCAGUUUGCCGACCCUGAGGCUAACAAGGUGCUGCUCCAGCGCCUGCAGACCAUGAUGAUGCCCGAAGAACACAAGCCUUUCAAGUGCCCUGUCAUUGGUUGUGAGAAGGCGUACAAGAACCAGAAUGGCCUCAAAUAUCACAAAGCGCACGGCCACCAAACGCAACAACUACACGAGAACGGAGACGGCACCUUCUCGAUUGUGAACCCGGAAACAAGUGCCCCAUAUCCGGGAACCCUCGGAAUGGAGAAAGAGAAGCCGUUCAACUGCGAGACUUGCGGCAAGCGGUACAAGAAUCUCAACGGCCUGAAAUACCACAAGGCUCACUCUCUGCCUUGCAACCCGGAAUUCAAGAUGCAGGCGCUCGCCGCCGGGCUGACCCUGCCCGGCCUGCCAGGAGCCAACCCCGGCGGCACUACGGAAGACCAGGCGAUGCAACAAUAG